This is a messenger RNA of Brassica rapa (field mustard), 1169 nucleotides long. Its product is annotated as dynein light chain LC6, flagellar outer arm. The record is from RefSeq and is a predicted model, not a curated record. Gene Ontology annotation, biological process: microtubule-based process. Gene Ontology annotation, molecular function: dynein intermediate chain binding. Lineage: Eukaryota; Viridiplantae; Streptophyta; Magnoliopsida; Brassicales; Brassicaceae. Gene Ontology annotation, cellular component: cytoplasmic dynein complex.
GCUCCAUCGUCAUCCAUUAAUGGUCAAAGACAAAAGACAUGGAGGAAACACGUAAGAGAGAGACACAUAUUUACCCAAAAUGAGUCAUUGCACCUUCAAAAUAAAAUAUUUCUUACCGUCUUUUCUUCUUUUUAUCUCGAAAUCGUCAGCUUCGUUGCCUUCUAGCUUCGUCAUACCAACUUUUUGACUAAAUUAGAAAAAAAAAUUGCCAUUAAAGUACAUCAGAGACAAAGACAAAAGGUUAGGCACAUUUUAUCUUUGUAUCGGAUUUUCUUGAAAAAUAUUAGAUAUUUUAAGGGAAUCUUUUUCGAUGUGUGUCUUUUGGUGUCUAUAAAGAUCCAAACGCUUCCUUGUCUGUUUUAUCUGCAGAUUAUCUGAAAACGUUUUUGGAGUUUUUUGAGAGAGAAAGACAGAGAGAUUGAGAAGAUGUUGGAAGGAAAAGCAAUGGUGGAAGAUUCAGAUAUGCCAGUGAAGAUGCAGGUUCAAGCCAUGUCUUUGGCUUCUCAAGCUCUUGAUAUUUUUGAUGUCGUUGACUGUAAAUCCAUUGCUGGCCACAUCAAGAAGGAGUUUGAUGAAAGAUACGGGAGUGGAUGGCAAUGUGUGGUGGGAUCAAACUUUGGGUGUUUCUUCACACAUUCUAAAGGGACAUUCAUCUAUUUUCAGUUGGAGACAUUGAAGUUCCUAAUCUUCAAAGGCGCUUCUACUCCUUAAUACGACAAAACCUAAGCCAAUGUUGUAUAUUCUUUUUACCCUUCUAUGAAAAUCAGUCUGAAACAACAAGAAGAGUUCAUCUUGAAACUCUUGGCACUAUGCGGAGUCCAACUGCAUGCGCAAUACUCCUGAAAUAAGGUUUACAUUUUGUUCUUCCAAAAUUAGGUUUACUUGUAGCAUUUUCCUUGAUUAAUUCAAAUGAGAAACGCACCAUUGUGUUGUAGCAGAAUUAAAAUGCACUAUCUUACAAAGAAAUUAACACAGCACGAUAUACAUAGAGCAUUAAAAAGGGUUCACAGAAUUGGGUAGAAAUUUUUGUGACAUUUUGAAUGGAUUUUAGAAGGCUAAUUUAAAGUUUUCCCCGAGGACCGAGUUUAGGCUUCUCUUGAGGACCUCGUUUAAUAGGAAGAACAUCGCCGGUCGAGGAAGCACUAACAUAAGUAAGCAAAGAGCCACCU